This is a messenger RNA of Thamnophis sirtalis, 855 nucleotides long. Lineage: Eukaryota; Metazoa; Chordata; Lepidosauria; Squamata; Natricidae. The record is from RefSeq and is a predicted model, not a curated record.
AUGGGGUCGGCGGCACUUUCCAAGCGGAACACUGCGCUGAAAUUAGUAGGCUUGGCAGGGGAUCCUCAUCCUCCUCACCGCCAUCACCACUCCCCUCAGAGCAUGACAGGCUUCGCCGGGGAUCCCCAUUCCAUCGUUCCCACGCGCCCUGGGGAGCACCCGGGAGAACCCCGCCUCGGUCUGAGUCCAUUCCGGUCAGAACACUUGGGACACCACCAUCACCAUCGUCACCAUCACCACCACCACCACCGCCAUCCCGUGACAGGCCCAGCUGAAGUGGUCCCGCGUCCAACUGGAGCGUUGGGCCCGGCGCAGUCAACAACAGUCCCUUAUGCGAUCCCUCACCCAAGCCAGGCUCUAUCGGCAGGUGGCUACCCCGGACACCAUGCUCCCCACCACCACCACCUCCACCACCAUCACCACCACCACUCAGAAGUCGGGACUCAUUCGCUCCUUACUGGACUCCAUCACCAGGAGCAACCUCCCCAUGGACCUCCAGGUGGCCAUCUAAACGGACAGAUCAGGCUGGGACUACCUGGACAAAUGUACGCCAGGUCUGAGCCUUUCACUCCAUUACCAAUCUCCCGGACAGAUCCUUUCGCGGCUUCCUCCUUCCACGGCUACAGUAGCAUGAACCUGAACGUUAAUCUAGCGUCACACCAUGGCCCUGGGGCUUUCUUUCGCUACAUGAGACAGCCCAUCAAGCAAGAGCUCAUCUGCAAGUGGAUUGAACUGGAUCAGACGCCCAAGAAAUUAUGCUCGAAAACUUUCAGCACCAUGCACGAGCUGGUGACUCACGUCACCGUGGAGCACGUUGGCGGGCCCGAGCAAUCCAACCACAUCUGCUUCUGGGAA